Messenger RNA from Oryzias melastigma (Indian medaka), 3136 nucleotides. It is a transcript of the gene wdtc1, whose product is annotated as WD and tetratricopeptide repeats 1. The transcript has 16 exons. The record is from RefSeq and is a predicted model, not a curated record. Lineage: Eukaryota; Metazoa; Chordata; Actinopteri; Beloniformes; Adrianichthyidae. Gene Ontology annotation, molecular function: protein binding. Gene Ontology annotation, biological process: negative regulation of fatty acid biosynthetic process. Gene Ontology annotation, cellular component: cytoplasm; Cul4-RING E3 ubiquitin ligase complex. The coding region runs from base 421 to 2424 and encodes 667 amino acids.
CCUUGACCAAAUUGACCGAUAAUCUCAUCUGGGAGGAGGGUUGUGUUCAAGUUAGAGAAGGUGUUAGCUUAAAUCUUGUCAACAAACUCCUGCCGAGUGUUUUUACGACUUCUCUUAAAUGGACAUUUCUCGUAAGGAACAUUUUCACUUCAAAGGCAGCAGUAAGACCUAGUUAACUGUUGUAAAUUAUUAGUAAAAUGUUGCAGAUGUUUACACGAAGUGGACGUUUUGUUUAGCUAGCAGGGAAACGCCAGUCUGCUAGCGCCAGCUACCUGGUGAACGACGGAUCUGUUUAAGGCCCAGGAGACGGGUGGCUCGAGAUUCAGCUGAGUGAUCCUAAAAACAUAAAUACAUGUCAUCUAAACAUUGAGCCCUGGAACCCUCCAGCUCACAGCCUGGUGUAUGUUUUGAGGUGAGGCCAUGACAACUAUCAACAUAACCAGGGAAAUCCUGCACAGGCAGAUAAGUGAUAAGAGAGCAUCGGGCUUCCAAAGGUUCCAUCAUGUGACCGAUCCUUUUAUUAAAAGACUUGGACUAGAGGCUGAGCUCCAGGGCCAUACUGGCUGUGUAAACUGUUUGGAAUGGAACGAAAAAGGAGAUCUUCUAGCUUCAGGUUCAGAUGACCAGCAUGCCAUCAUCUGGGAUCCUUUCAAACACAAGAAACUUACAACUAUGCACACAGGCCAUGCAGCAAAUAUAUUUUCAGUAAAGUUCCUUCCGCAUUCUGGAGACAGAAUUUUGGUUACGGGCGCGGCUGACACUAAGGUCCAUGUGCACGAUGUGACCGUGAAGGAAACCAUCCAUAUGUUUUCUGACCACACCAACAGAGUCAAACGCAUCGCCACGGCGCCCAUGUGGCCCAACACCUUCUGGAGUGCCGCGGAAGACGGCAUCAUCAGACAGUAUGACCUGCGGGAGAAUAGUAAACACUCAGAGGUGCUUAUUGACCUUACAGAGUUUUGUGGUCAGCUGGUUGAGGCCAAGUGUCUGGCUGUCAACCCGCGGGACAACAACUACCUGGCUGUCGGAGCAAACGGGCCGUUUGUUCGUCUCUAUGACAUCCGGAUGAUUCACAACUACAGGAAAUCUUUGAAUCAGGGCACAUCAGCAGCUGUGCACUCAUUCUGUGAUCGGCAGAAGCCCAUCCCAGACGGAGCUGGGCAGUACUAUGUAGCAGGACACCUGCCAGUGAAGCUGUUAGACUACAACAGCAGGCUGAGGGUCCUGGUGGCCACUUACGUUACCUUCAGUCCAGAUGGCACCGAGUUGCUUGUAAACAUGGGCGGAGAACAGGUGUAUUUGUUCGACUUGACCUUUAAGCAAAGCCCGUACACCUUCCUGCUUCCAAAGAAAUGCCAGUCAUCACCAGGAGAUGUGCCGAAUGGAAAGACGGCAAACAGUGUCUUCAAUGGAAUUCAUUUCCCUUCCAGCCACAUUUGCUUUGCCGAAAACAAAACUCAACUUAGCUCCACUGAGCUCCCGCCUUACUUGGAGAAGAUAAAACAACAAGCUAACGAUGCGUUUGCGCGACAGCAAUGGACGCAUGCCAUCCAGCUGUACAGCUUAGGCAUUCAUAAAGCCAACCACAACGCAAUGCUUUAUGGGAAUCGAGCUGCCGCUUAUAUGAAGCGCAAGUGGGAUGGAGACCAUUACGACGCCCUCAGAGACUGCAUUAGGGCUCUCACACUAAACCCCGACCACCUGAAAGCACAUUUUCGACUGGCAAGGUGUUUGUUUGAGCUGAAGUACGUGGCAGAGGCGCUGGAGUGUCUGGAUGAUUUCAAAGGAAAGUUUCCGGAGCAAGCCCACAGCAGCGCCUGCGACUCCUUAGACAAAGACAUCCGGGCCGCACUUUACACCAAGUCAGAAUCAGAGGAUAAAAAAGCAAACAUUCGGUUUCACUCCUACAACCGGAAAGAGUCCAUUCCCGAGGACGAGCUGGUGCUGAGAGAGCGCAGCUUUGACUACAAGCACAGAUACUGCGGCCACUGCAACACCACCACCGACAUCAAAGAGGCCAACUUCUUUGGAAGCAAAGGACAAUACAUCGUCAGCGGCUCUGACGACGGCUCCUUCUUCAUCUGGGAGAAGGAAACGACUAACCUGGUGAGGAUCCUGCAGGGGGACGAGUCCAUAGUCAACUGCUUACAGCCGCACCCCAGCUACUGCUUCCUGGCGACUAGCGGUAUUGACCCUGUGGUUAGGUUAUGGACCCCAAGGCCAGAGACUGACAGUGAGAACGGACGUGUGGUGGAGGACAUGGAGGGAGCUGCGCAGGCCAACCAGCGGCGCAUGAACGCCGACCCUCUGGAAGUCAUGCUGCUGAACAUGGGCUACCGGAUCACGGGCCUGCGUGGCGUGGGCCCGGACGGCUCGGACGAUGAAGACAGCUCAGAAGGACAGGUGCAGUGCAGGCCGAGUUAACGGAUUUAGCCAACAAAAGCGCCCUCCCGGCUCCUGUCUGUCCCCUCUCCCCGCCCGCCCGCCUGACAGAGCACCGAGUGAGCCUCUGCACUAUGCAUCACUCUCUCCUGUCUAAAGCCAGGACUUGCGCAGACCAGGUUAGGGAGAGGAAUUCACGCAGGGUGACUUUAGCAUCCUCCAUCCUUUCGAAGGCACCAACGAAAACCUCAGCCGCUCUCUCUCCAGCCUCUGCUGGCCGGGGAGCUUCUUUGAGGAGAGCACCUUCUGCUUCUCCUUGGGUUCAAGGUGGAGGAACGCUUAGAAGCAGCGGAAGCGCUGGCCAGAUGACCCGUUUUCAGGGAAGCAUGGCUACUUCGUCACACCCCCACCCCUAAGGUGGAUCAGUUCACAUAAGAGAAAAUGCUGCUGUGCUGCUGUUUCCCUGCCUGUCCUCUAGAGGGAGCAGCAUGUCCCGGUGCCCACCCUGCACAUGCAAGUCACUGCUUCAGAUUUUGACUGUUUUCUGUUGGCUUCGCCAGACUCAAUUGUAUUUAUAAACUUUGUUUAGUUUACAACUGUGAGAAGACGCUCUUUUCUCCUCUCCCAAAGGUUUCCAUCUAAUCAUUACAACUGCCAAGGAUGUUGAUGCAGGUUUCUCCGUUUCUUUGAAUCUGACUGUGGCACCUUUUGGUUUGGAUGACUGACUUGUAAUAAAGAUUUUUUCUUACAUGUA